Messenger RNA from Pocillopora damicornis (cauliflower coral), 747 nucleotides. RefSeq lists its product as uncharacterized. NCBI's taxonomy places the organism in Eukaryota, Metazoa, Cnidaria, Anthozoa, Scleractinia, Pocilloporidae. The record is from RefSeq and is a predicted model, not a curated record. Gene Ontology annotation, molecular function: calcium ion binding.
AAAGAGAAUACAGAGCUAUCCUCUACAAUAUUCCCAUCAUAUGCCAGAAAGACUUAGAAAUAAAAUUAAAAUGUCCAUGCACUAUAAUAAUAAUAAUAAUCAAAAAACAGAAAAUAUGAGAACUGUUUUUUCACUACAGGCUGGACUCUUAUUGCUCGAUUCUCAAACAGCGAUGGCAAAAAUUGGAUGCGUGACGAUGGUAGAUGGUGGUACGACCAACAAAUUGCCCUAGGAGCGACAAACAACUCUUCAAAGAACGACGAUAUGAUUUCAACAGCCUUUUGGUCGGUCAGCGGCAGAGAAUUAAAAAUCACACGCAGUGACGACCCCAGCCACAUCCCUCUGUUACAGACCACAGGUAACUGUUUGGGUGGACAAACAUUUCGAUCUAAAAUCACAAGUUAUGGCGACUUUAGAAAUGGCACGGUCUGGGCCAGUGAUCAGUGUCUGGGAAGUUGUCCAGUUCAAUAUGGCGGACAGUACAAGUCAACAGACGGGUUUCAACAGGCUGAUUGCAAUGGAAGCAUCCAAAGCGCUAACAAGAUUGGCUUCUGGUGUGACUGGAGUGGUGGGGAUGGAGCAGUGAUGAUGAUUGGAGGAGGAGGAAGUAGCUGUGCACGUGCUGAUCAUGGGAUUGGGAUCACAGAAGCUGACGCUGCUUCUUUCAUUGAAGAUGGUAGUAGUGAAUAUGACUUUGGUUAUGAUGCUCCAUCACAGUCCUACUCGUUGAACUUAUGGAUACGUUAA